Messenger RNA from Penicillium mononematosum, 7305 nucleotides. Its product is annotated as type I polyketide synthase. Gene Ontology annotation, biological process: fatty acid biosynthetic process; secondary metabolite biosynthetic process. The record is from RefSeq and is a predicted model, not a curated record. Gene Ontology annotation, molecular function: oxidoreductase activity; 3-oxoacyl-[acyl-carrier-protein] synthase activity; fatty acid synthase activity. Bases 1 to 7305 code for a protein of 2434 amino acids. Lineage: Eukaryota; Fungi; Ascomycota; Eurotiomycetes; Eurotiales; Aspergillaceae. The transcript has 13 exons.
AUGAACUCAACAACUGGACAAGGACAAUCAUCAUGCAGAAACCAUGUGGAGGAUUUUGGGGAGCCAAUUGCUAUCGUUGGUAUGGCAAUGCGGCUACCGGGCGAUGUUCGAUGUGGAAAUGAAUUUUGGGAAAUGCUCGUGCAAAAACGAGACGGCUUUUGUGAAGCACCUCCCUCGCGCUGCUCCAGAGAGGCGUCCAGCAGGUCCGAUUGUGGAGACCUGAGCGAAACGAGAAAAGGGUUCUUUUUGCAAGAAGAUCCAGCUUGUUUUGACGCUUCCUUCUUCUCUGUUCCUCCCCACGAGGCGGCGCGCCUGGACCCCCAGCAACGGCUCUUGCUAGAGGUGGUUUGGGAGUGUCUGGAGAACUCAGGGGAGACCAAGUGGCGCGGGAAAAAUAUCGGUUGCUUUGUCGGGGUUUUUGGGGAAGAUUGGCUAGAGAUAUCGCAUAAAGAUCCCCAGCAUCUGAAUCAGGUAUAUCCCAUCGGCACCGGUGGUUUCGCAUUGGCAAACCAAAUAUCCUAUCGUUUUAAUAUCUCGGGCCCGAGCAUGACCAUUCAAACAGCUUGCUCUUCAUCCCUGGUCUGUCUGCACGAGGCCUGUCAAGCACUCAGAUCUGGAGAGUGCUCCUCAGCUCUGGUAUGCGGGACAAGCCUUAUAUGGAGCCCCACCAUGACAGAUGCCAUGACCAAAAACAUGGUUUUAUCACCAAGUGGUAUAUCUCAUACCUUCGAUGCUGAGGCAGAUGGGUACGGUCGUGGCGAGGGGAUCAACUGCAUAUAUCUCAAACCACUGCGGGGAGCCAUUCGUGAUAACGACGCCAUCCGUGCUGUCAUCCGCUCCACAGUGAGCAACCACGACGGAAAGACCCCUAACCUUACUCAACCCUGUCCUAUAUCUCAAGAAAAAUUGAUCCGACACGCGUAUCAGAUUGCGGGAAUUGAGGCAGUUCACGAGACACCCGUUUUUGAAUGCCAUGGGACUGGAACAGCCGUCGGCGAUGUCAUCGAAGCCUCAGUAGUUGCAAAGAUGACCCAAGGAGACGCAACAUAUAUCACUGCAGUCAAACCAAACGUCGGUCACUCAGAGGGUGCCUCAGGUAUCACAAGCAUCAUCAAGUCCGUUUUGUCACUGGAACGCAAGACGAUCCCACCUAAUACCCACUUCAAAACGCCGAAUCCCCAGAUUCCAUUCAAAGAGGCAAAUCUCCACGUGCCCCUAGAACCGACUCCUUGGCCUGCUGGCAGACCCGAACGGAUCAGCGUGAAUUCGUUCGGUAUUGGGGGAUCCAAUGCCCACGCCAUUCUCGAGUCCGCCUCAACAGUCUCUCUGAAGUCUCAAACCACACCGCUUGGAUUUUCCAAUCCACAACUCUUGGUCUUGUCUGCGCACACUGCAGACACGCUUCGCAAGCGCAUUGGCCAGAUCACCGACUAUGUAAAGAAUCACCCGGACCGCCUCCAUGAUCUUUCGUACACUUUGGCUGCGCGGAGGUCGCAUCUCUCCCACCGGGCUUUCGCGGUGGUUCAGCCGAGUAACCCUACACUAGAUGAUACAGCGUUCUUGAUGUUUAACACUAGUUCCUCAAAUGUCGUAUUUGUGUUUACGGGCCAGGGAGCUCAAUGGCCUGGGAUGGGCCUGAGGCUUCUGUCUAGCUUCCCAGGGUUCAAGGAGGAUAUCAAAAGGAUGGACGAGGCACUCCAGCAGCUACCCGACGCCCCAGAUUGGUUAUUAUAUGACGAACUAACCCAAGAGAGUUCAAUUUCCCGGGUUCACGAAGCCGAGUUCUCUCAACCUCUCUGUAUUGCCCUUCAAAUCGGCCUUGUAAAUAUCCUUCGGGCCUGGGGAAUCGAGCCAUCCACAGUUGUCGGGCAUUCGAGCGGAGAGAUUGUGGCUGCGUAUGCUGCCCGAGCCAUUUCGAUGAGAACUGCUAUUGUUAUAGCAUACUAUCGAGGUAAAGUUGCAAAACCGAUGGAAGGCUUGGGCGCUAUGGUGGCUGUCGGCCUUGCCCCGGAUAAAGUGACCCAAUACUUAACACCUGGAGUGGUUGUUGCCUGCCACAAUAGUCCACAUAGUGUCACCUUAUCAGGAGAUAAAGAUUCGGUUGAGCGUGUGAUUGAAAGCAUUAAGACGGCAAAUCCAGAUACACUGUGCCGGCGGCUUGCAGUGAAAAUUGCCUAUCACUCUGACCACAUGAAACAGAUUGGCUCUGAAUAUGAAUAUUGUAUCUCUAACCAUAUUGAGCAUGAACAGGAGAUGCUUCCUUUCUGUUCCAGCGUGACUGGCGAAACGAUCACCGACCCUCGCAAACUAGAUGCAUCAUACUGGCGACAAAAUCUGGAGUCACCAGUGCUGUUCACUGAGGCUAUCCAAAGUCUACCUGCUAGUGGGACACCGGUCUUCCUAGAAGUUGGGCCACACUCAGCCCUUGCCGCUCCCCUGCGACAACUCUUCCGAACUCUGCCAGCGAGGUCACCGGUCUACAUCCCCACUUUAUUUAGGUAUGACGAGGAUGUCCAAAGCCAGCUACUCAGGACAGCGGGACAGGCCUAUGCAAGUGGGAUGGGAGUGAAUCUGCCAAGCAUAACAGAACCGGGGAACACGUUGACAGACCUUCCACCUUAUCCUUGGCAACAUGAUCGCCCCUACUGGAGUGAGAGUCGACUGAGUAGGGAGUGGAGGCAGCGCAAGUUUCCACACCAUGAGAUCCUCGGUUCACGGGUCGUCGAUACAACCGAUCAUGGGCCUUCUUGGCGCAAUCUAGUCACGCUGGACAAUGUUCCCUGGCUCUUGGAUCAUGUAAUCCAAGGGGCCGUCACAUUUCCUGGUGCUGGAUUUGUGGCCAUGGUAGGCGAGGCGGUCCAACAGCUGCAUCCGGACAACGACAGCUAUUCAGUGCGCAAUACAACAUUUACAACGCCGCUACUAUUUCACGAGGGAGACCAGAUCGAGAUAGUGACUAGCCUCUGUCCGGUCGAAGUGGCUGAUAGGGUCUCAUCCGGUUGGUACAGUUUCAAAGUCAUGGUCCAUGACGGGGAAAGAUGGACACUACAUUGUCAAGGUCAAGUAAGACCUGGGUUCGAUCAUCCCCCAGAGCCAUUCCCAAUCUCUUCGUAUAAGCGGGCUGUGCCAUCUGAAGGUCUGUAUCGAGUGCUUCAAAGGAGCGGAAUAGAUUACGGUCCUCAGUUUCAAGGCCUGGAGCAGAUCACAGCAGAUCCCACUGGACCAAGGGCAACCGCGACUGUCCUGGGUAACCGUGGACUACCUGGGAGUAGGUAUUCGCUGCAUCCCACGGCGAUUGAUCAAUGUCUCCAACUCAUGGGUGUGGCCUGUGCUCAGGGCUUGCCGCGGAACCUCACCACCAUUUAUGUUCCAGCUAUGAUAGACUACUUGUUCGUUGGACCAGGGGGCCCACCUAUGCCAGCAAGCGCCCGAACCAAGAGUGGCACAAGGGAUGGCCAACUGGGAGAUGCCAUUGCCAUGCUUGAUGAUCGGGUGGUGCUCUCCAUUCAAGGGGCUUAUCUUUUCGACUUGGAAAACGAUCAUAUAGAUUCUGGAACUGGCGCCGCGGGCUCGGUAACCCAUCUGGAGUGGAAAUCGGACAUUGACUUUUUGCCCUCAGCAGCACUUCUGUCUACACCACCCGAUUAUACGUCACAUGCUAUGAAUAUCAAAGCCGUGGGGCAGCUAUCCGCGCUUUCUGUUCUGGAGGCGGCGGAGCAGAUUCGAGACAUCGACCCAAUAUCACCACAUUUCGCAAAAUGGAAGAAAUUCAUCCAGGACGCAGCUUUCAACAUGAAAGUAAACGGACAACAAUCCAUCUACCCGGAGUCGUCUGAGUGGGCAUCACUGGAUUCCGCAGACAGACAGGAGAUGAUACGGAAGGUGACAGCAGAGACCCAAUUUACCUUUGAUGCUCCAAUUGCGGAUUGCAUACAAGUCGUUCUCGAUAACUCCAAACAGUUUAUAUCUGGUGAAAGCAGCCCAUUGGAGGUUCUCAUGAAAGACAACUUGCUGCACCACUUCCAUGGUGCGCACACGCAGUAUGCCAAUUGGAACCCAUUCCUCCCGUUACUCUGUCAUUCCAACCCUGGUCUACGAGUACUUGAGAUUGGUGCAGGUACCGGCUCCGCAACGGCGAUGGCUAUAGAGUUUCUUAAGUCCACGAGUGGGGAGCGUAUGUACGGCCAGUAUGUUUUUACUGACAUCUCCUCGGGCUUUAUGGCUGCGGCAAUGGAGAAAUUCAGUAAUGAGCAGUGCAUGGAAUAUAAAGUUCUCGAUAUCACCCUUGAUCCUGUUGAACAAGGGUUCGACCCUCAUAGCUUUGACUUGAUCAUCGCUUCCAAUGUUCUCCAUGCCACCCCCAGUCUUCAAUCUUCACUCCGUCAUGUGCAUUCUCUUCUAAAGCCCACCGGACGCUUCUUGCUGCAUGACACUAGCCCAGGGUGUAUUCACCGGCUGGUGGCUCGGGAGAAUGAUGACCGAGCAGAGCACCCGUACAUUUCACCCGAGCGAUGGGAUGGGGAGCUACGAGCUGCAGGUUUCACUGGAGCUGAUGUAACGGCUUAUGACCAAAAGCCGCCAUAUCAUAUAUCCGCCAGCAUGUUGUCACGGCCGGUGGACGAUAUCUCCAUCCCUACCGAUAUCUGGCUGCUAACAAGCAAUUCCACCCCAUCCCAGCGGGCGAGUGAUGUUGAAUCACUGUUCCGCAACGAAGGCUACACCACAAACUGGACUACGUUGGAUCAAGAGCCACCCAAAGGUAAAUUCAUCGUAUCUCUGCUGGACCUUGAAGGAGUCCCAAUAAGCUCCCUGCCGAAGGAUGAGUACGAGGUAUUCCGACGAUACAUAGAGCAAGCGCAAGAAUGUCAAAUCUUGUGGGUCACGCAGUCAACCUCUCACACCUGCUCGGAUCCAAUGUUUGGCUUAAUCCAUGGGCUAGCCCGCACUUUACGGUCAGAGCUGUUGCUUGAUCUCUCAAUUUUGGAGCUUCCUGCAUGGGAUGCUGCCGACAGAAAGGCUGUAAUCCAAGUGUGCAAGAGGAUACAGAGGUCCCGCGCUCACUCCCUUCCCGAUUCAGAGUAUGAGUAUACAUUGCAUGAAGGCGAGAUUAAGGUCGGCCGGUACCACUGGACACCUCUCGUCGAGCACCUCGCAAGUCCAUCUCGUGCAGAUGCGUCUCGAAAGCUGACUCUGACGACAUACGGGCUGUUGGAUACCCUUCACUGGGCUGAGAAAGAGCCAUCCUAUGAGUUGAGUGAGGGACAGGUUGAGGUCGAGAUGGACUACGUUGGACUCAACUUCAAGGAUAUGAUGGUUGCAAUGGGCUUCUUCGGGAACAAAGAAGAUCUAGGACUUGAAGGUAGCGGUAUUGUGCUUCAAGUUGGACCUGAUGUGACCGAUAUCGUGGUGGGAGAUCGCGUGAUGCUGAUGCAUUCUGGUGUUCUGGCCUCGAAUGUUGUAGUGCCCCAAGAAGCUUGUAUCAAGCUACCGCAGGGGUUGUCAAUGGCAGAUGCUGCCACGAUGCUAACAGCCUACGUAACUGUUCUCUAUUCGCUACUUGAGAUUGGUGCGCUGAAGAAGGGACAGGCGAGUCACUACUGUUCCGUUCUCAUUCACUCGGCGUGCGGUGGGGUUGGACUAGCUGCUCUGCAAGUAUGCCAGGCUGUUGGUACCGAGAUCUAUGCCACUGUUGGCAACGACAAAAAGGUAGCCCAUUUGAUGGAGAACUUUGGUUUACCUCGGGAACGGAUCUUCAACUCUCGCAACACAUCCUUCCAACCAGACCUGAUGCGUGCCACCGCUGGACGGGGAGUUGACGUAGUGCUCAAUUCGUUGUCCGGUAACUUACUACACGCUUCGUGGGAAUGCGUUGCGAAGUUCGGUCGGAUGGUUGAACUGGGAAAACGCGACUUCAUCGGUCAUGGAAUCCUUAAUAUGGGCCUUUUCGAAGCCAACCGAGCGUUUUUCGGCGUUGACCUCGCACACGUUUGCAAGGAAACUCCGGAGGUUCUCAAACGCACGCUGGUAACAUUUUCAGACUGGUAUCGCCAGGGGAAAAUCGGACCUAUCCAUCCUGUCAAAGUCUUUGAUGCGGCCGAUAUUCUUGCCUCCCCUGUCGUGAAGACAUUCCCGUCAUUCCGAUCCGACGCCGCAUACUUACUCAUUGGCGGGCUCGGUGGUGUUGGGCGAUCCGUGUCAACAUGGAUGGUCGAGCAGAAUGCGCGAGAGCUCAUCUUCCUCUCGCGGUCAGCUGGCAAAUCCGAGGAGGAUCAAGCAUUUAUUCAGGAACUUGAGGCACAAGGUUGUCAAGUUAUCUGCGUGCCAGGCAAUGUGGCGAACCUCAAGGAUGUAAAGGAGGCUGUUGCCAGAUCCACGCGGCCUCUUGCUGGUGUCCUCCAAAUGGCAGUUGACUUGAAGGAUCGGCCGUUCUUGCAGAUGAGCCAUGAGGAAUGGGAUGCAGCACUGGCUCCGAAGGUCGCUGGAACCUGGAACCUGCAUCAUGCCACAUUGCAGCACUCACUCGAUUUCUUUAUCGUGUUUGGGUCUAUUUCCGGGAUAUGCGGCAACAGCGGACAGGCCAAUUACGCAGCAGCAACUACGUUUUUGGAAGCAUUCACCCGGUAUCGACGACAGCAAGGACUCCCUUCUUCUAUCUUGCACCUCGGGGUGGUUGGAGAUGUUGGUGCCGCAAGUCGCAACUCCCGGUUCCUGCAGCGAGUGCAUUCAAGCGCGCUACAUGUGCUCCACGAAGCUGAAGUGAUUGAUGGGCUCGCCGCAGCAAUAAACAUAGCUUCAGUUAGUGGUUCUAACGCGAAUGGGGUAAUGGCAAUCGGAAUCGCGCACACAAGGCGCGUGGCCGAUAUCCCCAAGGAGAUGUUCCUCGGUGGACGCGACGCUCGUUUUUCGAUUUAUCCCAACUUUGACUCCGCCAGUGCUGGCGUUGGUGGGGAUCAGUCCUCUCAUGCAAAUGCGUUAAAGGCUCUCCUUGCUCAGAUACAAGCAGAUCCCUCGCUGACGGGCAAAAAAGAGACUGAGGUCGCGUUGUUGAUGGAACUGGGCAGAUUCAUCAGUCAUAAUCUUACAGGACAGACGCAGGAUCAAGGGCAGGAUUCUGCGGAUGACACUGAGGCAAUGGCCGAUAUGGCAGUUGACUCCCUCAUGGCCAUAGAGGUCAGGAACUGGCUGCGGAGAUCUCUUGGCGUGGAGAUUCCUACGGUGGAAAUCAACCGAGCAGGUACAUUAGGAGGUUUGGUGAAGGUUGUUUUGAAGGGACUUGGAGAGAAAUACGAUCAGCGUGCUACCUAA